UCUGUGAAUAGAAUGGAGCAGUAUGGUGAGUCCUGAGCCUUGGCCUCCAGGUGAACUCCAACCAACCGUUCUGCUAUUGCUUUAAGCCUCUGUCCAGGUGCUGUGGCUUUGGCUCCAUUCAAAAAGGGCUAAGGGGUCGGGGUGGAAGGGUCCUUCUAUUCCUCUGAUACUCCGAGUGGAUCCCAGGCAUCUCUGGGCUGGAGUUACAUCCUUACUCAUGCAGUAAUUCCCUCUCCAGCCAAGGUCCACCUUAAUGAGCCAGGAUGCUGCGCAUUAUCAGGCAGCUCAGACAGCUACUGACCUCCGUGACUAUCUUUUCCUCAGACUCCAGUCCCUUGUGGGUUCUGCUCCUGUGUGUCCACGUCAUCAAUGUGCCAGCCAGAGCCGCACCUAUACCUCAGAGCACUACAGCUGCCAUUGCCUCAGCUGGGAUCACGCAGGACCCCUACUCCUUUGGGCCCCCAACACUCCCAACAGCUAAGCAGUGCCCAGCAUUGGAGAUGACCUGGCCAGAGGUGGAAGUACCACCAAAUGGAACACUGACACUGUCCUGUACCGGCUGCAGCCGCUUCCCCUUCAGCAUCCUCUACUGGCUGGGCAAUGGUUCCUUCAUCAAGCACCUCCCAGGCCGGCUGCGGGAGGGCAGCACCAGUCGGGUUCAUGGGAGCACAAGCACCUGGCUGCGGGGGGCCUUGGUGGUGGAGGAGCUGAGCCCUGCCCUGCGCAGCACCAAUUUCUCCUGUGUUCUCAUCGAUCUUGUACAGACUGCCCAGCAUCACGUCGUCCUGGCCCAGCUCUGGGCUGGGCUGAAGACAACCUUGCCUCCCACUCAAGAAGUCCCCCCCUUCAGCCACCACCCAGGGCUACAGCUGCCCACAUCAGCAGGGCCAGGAAUCAGCGCACAAUCCCAACAGCAGGACAGCAACCUUGACCACAGCCGGGGUCCCGCUUACCUGGAAGGUUAAUAUAAUCCUAAUCGCAAGCAGCACUUCCUCCCCCACCACACCCCUGCCCUGCCUUGGACUUGGCUCGGGAGUCCCCUCCUCUGAAGGUUCCUGUUCUGGUUCCCUCCUGUCCAUCUCCCUGCUCUCACCAAGUUCAAACUCUCUUCUCAUCUACCUAGAAAAUUAUAAUCUCCUAAAUGCUUCCUCCUCCUACCUGCCUUUCUCUUUCCAUCCACUUAAUUUUCCUGAUGUCCUACUCAGAAACCUCCAAGACCUAUCAGCAUCUUAGCCCAGUAUCCCAGGACGCUGGCUACAUUUCCAGUAUAACUCUCCAGCAUCCCAAGUAUUCAUCCUUGUUCCCAGACAACUCUCACUUCUGGUCCUUUGGUCAACCCUAUUUCAGAUCUGGCCACAUUCUGUAUGGACUUACUGUUGUAUCUGUAUUUCCGCCUCUAAUGGACUGCCCCAGGGAAGAGAGGAGGGCAGAGGCUGCUUGUGAUCCACGGCUGUAUCUUUAUGGACCCAGCAGGGCCCACAGUGGGUACUCAUAAAUACUGAAUGGAGACAUCUUUUGCAUCUGCUUAUUUAAGCCUAAGUUUCACUGGCAGGACCCUGGCCUCCCUAUGAGGGAGUAUAGAAGAAAGGGACUGCCACUCAGCAGCUAAAGACAAAACCAGACUCAGGAACAUAACCCACUGCCAUCGUGAUUCUGACUCAUAGCGGCCAUGUAGGACAGAGUAGAACUGCCCCACGGGGUUUCCGAGGCUGUACAUCUCUUCAGAAGCAGACUGCCACACCUUUCUCCCAGAGCUGGUGGGUUCUAACCUUUCGGUUAGUAGCUGAGCACGUAGCCACUGUGCCACCAGGGCUCCCUCGGUGGAACAUAGGUCCUCAGGAGAAAAAAAAAAAAAAAAGCCCAUAAUGCUCUGCAGAAGCAGAGCCCAGAAAUGGAGCAUGGCGGGAUCCUGGGGAAAAAUAU
Messenger RNA from Loxodonta africana (African savanna elephant), 1923 nucleotides. It is a transcript of the gene IL18BP, whose product is annotated as interleukin 18 binding protein. Gene Ontology annotation, biological process: T-helper 1 type immune response. Gene Ontology annotation, molecular function: interleukin-18 binding. Lineage: Eukaryota; Metazoa; Chordata; Mammalia; Proboscidea; Elephantidae. The transcript is spliced from 4 exons. The coding region runs from base 264 to 965 and encodes 233 amino acids. The record is from RefSeq and is a predicted model, not a curated record.